GCCACCAUAAAAAUCGUCAAGGAGAACAGUAAAGGAAAAAGGAAGAGAAGGGCUUGCGCGGCUAUUGAGAUAACCAGCAAGGCAGCUACUCACCCCGCAAAAUAGAGAUCACCUUCUUCAAGCCCGAUCCGCGAGGGAACCACCAGCAGGACAGGGUACCGCCACUAUCACAAUAGCCGCCAGGGUUGUUUGUCCAGUCUAUCUAUCUGUCUCGAUAUCUCCCUCCCCGCCAUGUCGACCUCAGCUCGCCGUCGCCUCAUGAGGGACUUCAAGCGGAUGCAAACCGACCCUCCCGCCGGCGUCUCCGCAUCUCCUAUCGCCGAUAAUGUCAUGACUUGGUACUCAAGCUGUGCCCAGCCGUAUUGUUACUGUAUGGCCGGAAUCGUGCUAAUACUCAUGUCUAGGAAUGCUGUUAUCAUUGGGCCUGCCGACACACCAUUUGAAGAUGGAACUUUCCGCCUCGUGAUGCAUUUUGAGGAGCAGUAUCCGAACAAGCCCCCAGGCGUCAAGUUCGUCAGCCAGAUGUUCCAUCCAAACGUUUACGGCACCGGAGAGUUGUGUCUAGACAUCCUGCAGAACCGCUGGAGCCCAACUUACGAUGUUGCUGCCAUCUUAACUAGUAUCCAGAGGUAAGGGAUUCUCGAACCUACCAUUAGCCAGAGUAACUUACUAAACCGGGCGGCUUGUCAAAAUAGUUUAUUGAAUGAUCCCAACACGUCAUCCCCUGCCAACGUCGAAGCCUCUAAUCUCUACAAGGAUAACCGCCGAGAGUACACCAAACGUGUUCGUGAGACCGUUGAGAAGAGCUGGGAGGACUAAUCUAUGUCUUCCUCGCCUCACAGCUGUUUGAACGAAGUUCUUGAUUAAUAUAACGCCGCUGCCAUACCGCCAAUCAUUCCUAUGAUUCUACGACUCACCGCCUCCCAAUCCCACCAUUAUCUCCCUCUCUU
Molecule: messenger RNA, 950 nt
Organism: Trichophyton rubrum CBS 118892
Lineage: Eukaryota; Fungi; Ascomycota; Eurotiomycetes; Onygenales; Arthrodermataceae
Product: ubiquitin-conjugating enzyme E2 2
Exons: 2
Coding region: 232-633 (133 amino acids)
Biological process (GO): protein polyubiquitination; DNA repair; proteasome-mediated ubiquitin-dependent protein catabolic process
Cellular component (GO): HULC complex
Molecular function (GO): ubiquitin conjugating enzyme activity
Source: RefSeq, a predicted model, not a curated record